Thermothelomyces thermophilus ATCC 42464 is the source of this 1310-nucleotide messenger RNA. RefSeq lists its product as uncharacterized. The record is from RefSeq and is a predicted model, not a curated record. Lineage: Eukaryota; Fungi; Ascomycota; Sordariomycetes; Sordariales; Chaetomiaceae. The coding region runs from base 107 to 1081 and encodes 324 amino acids. The transcript is spliced from 4 exons. Gene Ontology annotation, molecular function: electron transfer activity; heme binding. Gene Ontology annotation, biological process: mitochondrial electron transport, ubiquinol to cytochrome c.
CCUUCACCAGCUUGAGCCUGCUACCUCACAUCACCGACGGUGGCAGCGAAUUGCCUAGUCAAUCCGACCCACGACACCCUUCUACUCUCCGCAAGGUGUGCCGACCAUGCUGGCGAGGUCCUGCCUGCGCUCGACGCGCGCGUUUGCCGGCCUGAAAAAUGGCGCCGUGCACAUUCCUAAGCGCGCCGCGUCUUCUUCGAGCUCCGGAGCUACUACCGAAUCGCCACUCCGGCUGAACAUCGCCGCCGCCGCCGCUACCGCCGCCGCCGCCGGCUCAAUUGCCUGGUACUACCAUCUCUACGGACCUACAGCGGAUGCCGCGACGCCUGCCGAGGAAGGUCUGCACCCCACAAAGUACCCCUGGGUUCAUCAGCAGUGGUUCAAGACCUUUGACCACCAGGCUCUCCGGAGAGGCUUCCAGGUUUACCGCGAAGUCUGCUCCUCGUGUCACUCGCUCAGCAGAGUGCCUUAUCGCGCGCUUGUUGGCAGCGUCUUGACCGUUGACGAGGCCAAGGCCCUGGCUGAGGAGAACGAGUAUGAUACCGAGCCCAACGAGCAAGGCGAGAUUGAGAAGCGCCCUGGCAAGCUGUCCGACUACCUCCCGGCCCCCUACCCGAACGAAGAGGCUGCCCGCUUUGCCAACAACGGUGCCCUCCCCCCCGAUCUCAGCUUGAUCGUCAAGGCCCGCCACGGCGGCUGCGACUACAUUUUCAGCCUCCUGACUGGUUACCCGGAUGAGCCUCCUGCCGGUGCCCAGGUCGGCGCUGGCCUCAACUUCAACCCUUACUUCCCUGGUACCGGUAUCGCCAUGGCUCGCGUCCUGUACGAUGGUCUCGUCGAGUACGAGGAUGGUACCCCUGCGACCACCUCGCAGAUGGCCAAGGAUGUCACCGAGUUCCUCAACUGGGCUGCUGAGCCCGAGAUGGACGACCGCAAGCGUAUGGGCAUGAAGGUUCUUGUUGCCACAUCGGUCCUGUUUGCACUGAGCGUCUGGGUUAAGAGGUACAAGUGGGCGUGGCUCAAGUCGAGGAAGAUCGUCUACGACCCGCCCAAGACGACCAACACCCCCCAGCGUCGUUGAAGGACAGGCUAAGCCGGAACACCGCAAGGCUUAACUGUUUUUUGUAUGUACCAUAUACUGCUAGGCUCUCCCAAUUUUCUCCAUCUGGUGUAGACGAAGAAAAGGAUGACGGGGAGCCUCCCGAACAAUGGGGGGAAGUGGACGUCGGGUAGAACAGGGGUUGAGGGGUGUAAAUCAAAUGUGUCGGUCUCAAUCUAGACAUUUUUCCUUGUUGUUAGAUCGAUAUUCC